AUGGUAGUGAACGGGAGGCCGAUGAAGCGGGUGAAGAGGCGAGUUACGGCAGAUCUCAGCGACUUCUUCACGUUCCCCAUCGGCGGUGAAGUGGCACCCGGUGGUCCCUUCAGAACCAGAGUGAAGGAGUUCCUGCAAAAGAACGCGCUCCUCCCGCCUCCUUCAUCGCUCUUCCCUCACCUGCUUACGUGGCAGGUACUAUUCCGCGUCGGCAACAUCGUCGACGACGAUGGUGCACCGUCAGUCGUGUGCCUCGACGUCGUGGAAGAGGACGUAGCCAGUUCCAGAUCCGUGUACUGUGACCAGUGUAGAGUCGUUGGGUGGAGUAGUAAUCCAGUCAGUGCAAAGCGUUACCAUUUCAUAAUAAAGGCCGAUGGCAAUUCAAUUGGCGGCUACAACAAGACAUGUGCAGGCUGUGGUGAUGCGCUCCAUAUGGCUGAUUCCAGGUGCAAGACAUGCAAUCAUGUGAUGACUACAGAAGAUGUUGAAGACUGGAUGUAUCACCAGUUAGAGGACACUACCCAUCUAUUACAUGGUGUGGUUCAUGCCAAUGGUUAUGGUCAUCUUCUAAGAGUCAACGGCAGGGAAGGUGGCUCUAAAGUGCUUUCUGGACGUCAUAUAAUGAGCUUUUGGGAUCGGCUAUGCACAACACUUGGAGUCAGGAAGAUCAGUGUGAUGGAUGUGUCAAAGAAGCAUGGGUUGGAGUUGCGACUACUUCAUGCCAUCACCAGAGGGCACCCAUGCUUUCAAUCCCAAGGGCGGAAACCUCGAACAAUCUUGCAGGAUUUGAUAUCAUUUUAUCAGUCCUUAUCGGAACGUGAGCUUGUGAAUACUAGAGAUCUUUUCUGUUUUUUGAUGAGUUUGAUCCAUGAUGUCCAAAAUUCUCCUUUGAAAGUUGAUGAUCCUCCUUGCAAGAAAAGUCGCUCUGGUGACUCUAGAGUAUUGUGCGCGUGGACUAUUAAAGAUAUAGCACGUAUUGAAGAAGCUAUGAUCAAGGUGUUGCGUGCUGUUACUGGGUCCACCUGGGUGCGUUGGCGUGCUCUUAGAGGGGCGGUUUGCAAAUUGGGCCCCCCUGAGCUUCUGGAUUACUGCCUCAGAGAGCUCAAGGGUAAGCAGACAGCUGAGGGAAUGUUUGUCAAUGCCCGUUGCGCAUCUGAUUCUGGUGCAACGGAAUACAGACUUGAGCCUAGAAGUGUGCCCAUGUAUAUAAAUUCCACCUCCAACAGUCCCUCUAUGAGAAACUAUCCUUCUAAGGAGCAUCUUCUGAGGGAUCUGAAAUACUUGUAUGCAGGCAUGCUUCACCCCGAGUCAAUGAAAAGCCACUUUCCUCCGCCAAAAAGAGAUCUCGCAGUCAACUCUGCUACAGCUAUUCUGGAUUGCAAACAGUUUGUGAAAGAUUAUAACCCAGAGAAAUUGUUAUUAUGCUCUAGACCGAAUGUGAUACAGCUACUGUGUGAGGUGGAUCUCACAGAACAAUUUGAAGAGCACAGCCCAAAUCCACCUCCGGAGAUACUCACACUGCCUCUUGAUGCCACCAUUGCUGAUCUGAAGAUGGAAGCAAUGAAAGCUUUUCAGGAGGUAUACGUUAUGUUCAGGAGAUUUCAGGCUGAAGAGUUGAUUGGCUAUGGAGGUGUUGAUGAAUCCACCCAAGUCAAGCUCUUAUUAGGUUCAACUGAAUUUGUCCGAAUUCGAGGAAGGUUUCUGGGGAAAAACAGUCUGUGUAGGUUUAAAACGGAGAGGGGGUUGGAGAGAUGGACUGUGGAUUGCUGUUGUGGAGCUAAGGAUGAUGAUGGGGAGAGAAUGCUGGCCUGUGAUGUAUGUGGUGUGUGGCAGCACACUAGAUGUUGUGGCAUUCCGGACUCUGAAGCUGUUCCAACCAAGUUCUUUUGUAACCGAUGUAGAGGAGGCCUGAAAAUAAGUGGGCAUCUCAAGGAUGAGAUGGUGGAUUCUGUUUGCAAGAGUUUGACUAACCAAAUCUAA
Molecule: messenger RNA, 1980 nt
Organism: Fraxinus pennsylvanica
Lineage: Eukaryota; Viridiplantae; Streptophyta; Magnoliopsida; Lamiales; Oleaceae
Source: the annotation of a GenBank genome assembly